This is a messenger RNA of Owenia fusiformis, 3200 nucleotides long. The record is from the annotation of a GenBank genome assembly. Lineage: Eukaryota; Metazoa; Annelida; Polychaeta; Sabellida; Oweniidae.
GGAAUCACACUGUUCUCAACACAAUAGCAGCUGAUAUAAUAUAUCAUGAUCACAGAACAUAAUGAUAUGCUUUAUGAAGAAAAACAUAUUUCUUGUAAUCAAGCUACUAAUUGAGGCAAUAAUAUUCUCCAGAGAAUUAAUGAUGAAUGGAUGACACCUAAAUCAGAUCGUCUCUUGGCAUAUCUUGAUUUUAUACACACGUAUUGAUAUGGAUAUGGUGGAACUAAGAUAUAUGAUACCACUUACAAAAACAGCUAUUUUUACCUCUUAUUGCUUUUAUGAUUGAUUCGACACGAGUUGCCAUUUCUCAUUCUGAUGGCCAUGCUUGCUGGCUGAUGUAGCCUACAUUGAAACAUUAUUGUGAAGGUAGACAGUGAUAUAAAGCAGGUGAUAGAGAUGUACAAACAAUACAAAUGCUUCCUAAUGGAGAGACUCUGGAUAGAAGCGGCAAAGGUUGGAGAUCUCAAGACAUUGGUACAUCUCCUUAAUGAAGGAAUGGACAUGAAUCACAUACAGAUGUCCAAUGGCAAAACUGCACUGCACGAAGCAGCGUCCAAUAAUCAACUCGAAGUCAUUAAAUAUCUAAACGAUAGAAAUGCUGUCAUGGAUACGUGCGAUCGUAAAGGAAGAACACCAUUUCACUACGCCACUGAAGCAGGCCAUUUGGACGUGAUUGUAUAUUACAGUAAAAUGAAAGUCGACUUCACACAGAGAGAUAAUAAAGAAGAUGAGAUACUGCAUAUUGCUGCUAGACACGGUCACAUAAAUAUUUUAAGGUUCUUUGAGAACAUCGGCAUAGAUGGUAAUGUGAGGAAUGGACAAGGGUCUACACCAUUACAUAUUGCAGUUGAAACACAUAACGUUGAACUGAUUAAGGUGCUUUAUGAACUUGGUGUUGAAUUAAACAAACCGAUUGAUUCCGAGGGAAUCGUUGGUCCAACACCUCUUCACCUUGCUGUACUUGAAUGUCGACAUGAUAUCGUUGAGUUACUACAAAGCUUUGGGGCUUCACUUCACACAUUUACCUCGGAGGGAAUGUGCCCGUUGAGUGACGCAAUUCUUAACGAGGACAAACGUAUGAUCCAGCUCCUCAUCGAUGGAAAAUGUGAUUUGUCCUGGUCUGAACACGAACUAGUAGAGACACCAUUGAAUAUAGCAACAAGAAAAAACAACAUGGGGAUUGUGAAAAUAUUGUGCGCUGCAGGGGCAGACGCUGGGGAAGGCGGAUGCUCUGGCAUGUUACCUAUACACACAGCGACUAUAAAUGGAAACUUGGAACUUGUGGAGUAUUUUUACUCACUUGGAAUUGAUAUAAAUGUUCCUGCUACAGAAGGUUCCGAAGGGGAACGACCCCUACACCUUGCUGCGUUUCACGGUCAUUUGACGUUGGCUAAGGUACUUGUAAAGCUUGGUGCACAUGUUAAUCUCGCCGACAGACAUGGCCAUACACCGAUUUGUUACGCAGCCGCUGCAAUGAAUACUGAUAUGACAAAAUAUCUUCAUAGAUCUGGCGCUGAGGUGGACGUUACAACAUUCAAUGGGGCAACCAUAUUGCAUACCGCAGCCGCUAAAGGUUGUGUGGAAAUGGUCCAAUAUCUCUUAGAAGCUGGAAUGAACGUAAAUUCUCAAACACAUUCUGGGGAGACGCCUUUAUUCGGCUGCGUUCCAACAUCUGAUCAGAAAAUUGCCGAACUCCUACUUUCUUACGGCGCUGAUGUGGGGAUUCAGAACGAGGAUGGGGACACAGUGUUACAUUUGGCAUGUAGGACGCGUGCAACUGGAAUGCUGAUCGACAUACUGUGCGGUGACCGAAACAUUAACAAACAGAAUGCGAUGGGUAACACAGCACUCCACGAUGCAGCUGCAGAUGGGGAUGUUGAUACAGUUAAACUUUUGGUAGAAAAGGGAUCAAAAAUAACACUGUGCAAUACAUUUGGAGAAACUGCAAAAGAUAUUGCAAUCGUGAACUCAUAUUCUGAAAUUUUGGAUAUGUUGCAAUCCAGAAAUUAAAUCUGAAUAUCAUGAAUAAACCAUUUUUGUAAGGAUAUCCAGUAAAUCAAAAAAUCAUUCAUAGAGUAAAUAUAUUAAAACAUGGAUGGAUAUACUGUACCCGUAAUUACAACUUUUACAUCAAUUGCUAAUAUCAAGCAAAAUAAAAACAUAUUGGACAGAAGGUUGAUGAACCUUGAUGACAAAAAACGUUGACACUUUUCUCAGGAUUAGGUUAACAUUUUGAUCUUUAAAACAUCAUACAAAGGAAUGUCUGAAUUAUUUCAGAUUCUGAAACCUGAGUCUUAUCUUUCCAAUCCAUAUAUCAUAAUUAUACCUUUUGACGACAAACGGCUUGUAGCUAUACCAAACAGGAAAUAUUGUCCAGUGCAAAAAUAAUACAUACCUAAACAUUGAGAAAGAGUAAAUUCUGGAUCCCGGACCCCUGCGCUGGGAAGAUGAAUUUACAUGUCUCUGUGUAAACAUUAUACAUUAAUGCCAUCUUUAAAUUAGUAGGCAUAAUUUAUCUCAAAGGCAGUUCUAGAUUGCAAUAAAUCCAAGUUUCAUCUCAGAAAUAUUUUGUGGAAUUGUAUUUUUCUUACUAUAGAGUCCAAAGACACUAGAUUCAAUUGUUAAUAAUCUGAGCUUGAUAGUCAAAUACUUGACUGGUUUAGUACUCGAGUGUGACUGACUUGGUCAAAGACAUAUUAAAAUAUCUCUGGCUUGGUGUAUCAGUUAUAUUAAUUUUGAAUGAAAAUCAUCCGUUACAUCUCCUACUUUAACUCUGUGAUGUCUAAUCCAAAGGCAAUAUUGAAAUGCGAGUAUCAAACAUCCAGUGCGCGCAUUUCGAUUGUAAAUAUUUUAGACUGAAACAUUGAAAAGGUUCGUCAAGUAAAUUAUAUGAACGUUUUUGGCCCACCUUGUAUACCUGUAUACUAGUAUAUAUGUAAAUACUAGUAAUCACGUUUACAUGUUCACAGGUACCAUAAUCUAAGUGCGCACAUUGGGAAUAAAUAACCCAGAUGCCAGUAGGAAGUUAACAGUUUCAACACCAGGUGGCUAAUUCGGGUCAAAUAACAUAGUCUUGGUAGAUCCCUCCCUUAAACUCGAAUAUGCAUAAGUUUAAGUGGAUCAAAAUCCAUAUAAACUUUAUGUGUCAAUUAUACAAAUGUCUAGUAAAAGAAAAUAUAAUCUGUCCAACAGAAUAACAC